Molecule: messenger RNA, 982 nt
Organism: Dentiscutata heterogama
Lineage: Eukaryota; Fungi; Glomeromycota; Glomeromycetes; Diversisporales; Gigasporaceae
Source: the annotation of a GenBank genome assembly
GAAAUCAAUAUUCAGUCUAAAGCAUGAGAUUGAAGCAGCUACUGGUCUUCGUUGUGCAGUUGCAUACGGUAGUCUGCCACCUGAAACUCGGUCGCAACAAGCCAAGUUAUUCAAUGACCCUAACAGUGGGUUUGAUGUUCUAGUUGCAAGUGAUGCUAUUGGAAUGGGUUUGAAUUUAAAUAUUAAACGAAUAGUAUUCGAAUCCAUAAAAAAAUAUGAUGGAAUAGGUAUACGAUAUAUCCCUAUUUCUCAAAUCAAGCAAAUCGCUGGACGAGCCGGCCGGUUUGGUACUGAAAACAACGUUGGAGAAGUGACGGCGCUUGAGGACGCGGACUUAAGAUAUGUACAUCAAGCGAUGGAUGCACCACAUAAAGAUUUGGAGAUGGCAGGAUUACAACCUACAAUGGAAAUGGUAGAACUCUUUGCCCAUCAAUUGCCAGAUGUUAAAGAAUUUGCAAUUCUCUUGGAAAAAUUUGAAGAUUUAGCUCGCGUAGAUGGGCAAUAUUUUUUGUGUAAUUUUCAUACGCAAAAGCUUAUUGCAAAUACGAUUGAACUUAUUCCCAUGACUAUUCCUGAGCGAUUCAUUUUUGUUACCGGACCUAUAAACACAUCAGAUCAACGUAUUAUGAAGAACGUACAAAAGUUUGCUAUGUUGCAUAGUCAAGGGAGGCCCUGUCGCAUCUCAAAAAUCGUCUCUAUUCCGGAAAAAGUACCCUAUAAUGAUGAAUUACUUGGCGAACUUGAAUCCAUUCAUCGUACACUUAUGUUAUAUCUAUGGUUAAGUUACAAAUUUUCAGAGACAUUUGUCGAUGUUGAUUUAGCUCGUGAAAUGAAACUUAAAUGUGAAACAAUCAUUCAUGAUUCUUUACAAAAGCUUAAAACCCCAAGGAGACGAUAUCGUACCAUCACAAGAGAUAUCAGAGAAUUAAGAAUGACAACAAAAAAUAAUAAACAUUUUACUAAACAACCUGAGAAGCCGUAG